Messenger RNA from Rhopilema esculentum, 8107 nucleotides. Its product is annotated as protein lin-54 homolog. The record is from RefSeq and is a predicted model, not a curated record. Gene Ontology annotation, cellular component: nucleus. Lineage: Eukaryota; Metazoa; Cnidaria; Scyphozoa; Rhizostomeae; Rhizostomatidae. Gene Ontology annotation, biological process: regulation of DNA-templated transcription.
AAGUAAAAAGACACCAGAAAGUCUCUCCAUAAACGGUUGUUAUUUCUGUUUGUUCUUAAAAAUAAAUAAGAACAUAUAAAUAAGUGUGAAAUAUAUCGGUUAAGAACAUAUAAAUCUGUUUGUUCUUAUGAAUAAGUGUGGAACAGUCAUGUAUCUGCAGCUUUUCAUGUGGAAAAACUGUUUGUUAAAGUACCUUUAAUGAUGUUUCAAUUAAAGAGAGGGGACUUAUUAUUUAAUGGCAUUUGUUUUAUGUCAAAAGUUCUUUAACUCAUUCAUUAAUAAGAGCUAUGAUUUUGGCUGUGAUCUUUGCUUCAAUGUUUUGUUACAAGGAAAACAAGUCAUUCAAGGAAUAUAUUAAAUUUGUAUUAUCAUAGUUAAUAGAAUAAAAUUAUAUAAACUAUGGUAUUAUUAAGGAACCUGUGUAAGUUUAUAGAUUUGACUUCAUUUUUAGCGCCAAUUAAAACCGGAAAUGGUUGCCCUUUCAAUCACAUUCUGAUAUUGUCUAGUGAUUGGGUAUAUCUGACAGGCACGUCAAUCAAAAGCUCUCCCCAGCAUUGAUUUGUUAACUUCGACAUUGAUGGAAUCAGAAUUGACCAAUCAAAAUCGAGUAAGUCACUGGGUGGCAGGAAUUUCCUUUGGCCAUAGCGCGUGAUUUUAAACAAGGCGAAGCCGUGAUUCUUGAAUACAAAAUGGCUGCAGAAAAUUGUGUUUGCUGUGAGGACGGAAAACAAAAUUUCGACCUUAAAGUCCUCUUGAUAUCUUUUUGCUAAAAAAUUGUACGAGAUCGUUAUUUGGAGUUCAAAAUUUGAUGCAAUUUGUAUUUAUUGCACGAACCUAAGUAAUUUUCAAGGGAAACAUCGAUAUCUCAUUUAGAGCGUAUCUCGAAAAGCGGGAGUUUCAAUUUUCAGCAACCAUACUGCAGCCUGGAUAUCAUGUUACAAGUUUUUCAUGGAGAUACUUCGAUCAUCUAAAAUAUAUUCAAGUAUUGUUAUUGUUAGUUUCUGCAAUUUGAGAAGAAUUGACAAGAAAGAAUGAACUAAACGACAUCCAGAAUCUACAAUACAAGCACAAAGAAUAUAAACAAUGAUAUCCAGGCAAAGUUAAACCAGAGCAGAAAAAAUACAACAAACUUCACUGAUGACACAAUGGGUGAUGAUUCAACCAAAAUUGCCUGUAACGUGUCAAAUGAUGCAAUUGCCUCAGCUCAGGGUAUUACUUUCGAUGGCCCACUAAAUAUCACAUCCACAGAAGGUUUUGUUAACAAUGCACCAAGUCAGUUCAUUGUUAUCCAAAGGCAACCAACCUCCACUGCAGAUCCUCAGAUGGCUCAAACAACAGUUGCUAGGCUACCAGUCCAGUGUAAAGCUACCGUUGUUACUUCAUUAUCAUCUACAGCGUCAACGCAAGAAGCAGUAAAAAGUCAAAGUCUUUCCCUCACACAACAGCCUGGUGUUCGAAAAAUUGUUUCUACCAACAGAUCUAUUUUAACUUUUAAUCGGCAGAAUUUGAUCCCUGUUCAAGUUUCCCAAGGACAUGCAUACAUACUCAACUCAGUGCCACAAACGGCUACUGCAAAGCCUCAAAUACUUCCCAAGGGUUCCUCGCCUGAGAAACUCUCUUCGCAACCAGGCCCGGCACAAGUAUAUCUCCCAUUGUCUUUUGCUUCAACAAACCAAACAAUUACAGUACGACCAAUUGCACCAAGAGGUGCAGUUAAUGUUACAAGAGCCAAUGAAAUUGACAAAAAAAAGCAACCACAGCUUGUUCCAAAAAUCGUCUCAACUCAACCACGGCAGAUUCUACUUCCUAGUGGCUCCAUAGGCCAGGCUGGGACUGUGACAUUUUCAGGCCAAAACAGUAUAAACACGUCAAACAUUCAGUCUUUGUCAAACAACGUCCUGCGUAUGCCGUCUGGUGAGUUAAUGCAGGCUGUUAUCACUCCCGUCCAAUAUCGUGGUGCCUUGCCGCCUGGAGCUCUUAUCGUUGGAUCUAACACGAAGAACUCUCAAGAAGGAGAGGAUCCUCUUAACAGUGACGAGGUCAGGGUUGAAACGAAGCCCGUGAAGAAACCUUGCAAUUGCACGAAGUCCCAGUGCUUGAAACUGUACUGCGAUUGCUUUGCGAAUGGCGAGUUCUGUAGUAAUUGCAACUGUCAGAACUGUGAAAACAACAUUGAGCACGAAGUUGAAAGAAGCAAGGCAAUCAAGGCAUGCUUGGAAAGAAACCCUCAAGCAUUUCAUCCAAAAAUCGGAAAGACUCGUGGUGUUUCAGAGCGGCGACAUACGAAAGGUUGUCAUUGCAAGAGAUCAGGGUGUCUUAAGAAUUACUGCGAAUGCUAUGAGGCAAAGAUCAUGUGUUCAACUCUUUGUAAGUGUACUGGCUGCAAGAAUUUCGAAGAGAGUCCCGAGAGGAAAACAUUAAUGCACCUGGCCGAUGCUGCUGAAGUGAGAGUUUUACAACAGAACGCAGCGAGGUCAAAGCUAGAAUCACAACUCGAAUCAGCGACAACUAAACCGUUAUCUACAAACACCGAAAGGCGGCUUCCGUUCACAUUCAUAACAACCUCGGUUGCAAAUGCGACGUGCGAAUGCCUCUUAGAAUGUGCAGAAAAGGCAGAAACGCAACGCUGCUCUGAACAGAAAACGGAAAGAAUGAUUAUCGAAGAAUUUGAGAGGAGUCUUCUGCAAAUCAUACAAUUGGCAAACAAAUCAAAAGGUCAAGGUGUAUAAUGGAAACUGAGUGUAUGCGAUACUUUAAUAGGUAUGGCGUGAUCUGUCACUUCAAACCGAAGCCUGACGCCAUGGCAUGAAAGCAGACCAGCUGUCCCAAGCGUACUAAACAAAUGAUGCUCUCUGCGAAAGGUACUUUUAUUGGUCAUUUCUGUUCAAAUCUAAUGCGAUUGCCAGUCUUCCAUCUACCAUUCAAUUGCCAGUCGUCGAGUUUUCUCCAACGGUAUUUGGUGACAUGAUGAAAGAAACCCAUGUUUUUUAGGAAGCAAAGCAUGGCAUUCCCCGAUCUGCUAGCCCUGGUAGCGAAAGUUGCACGUGGAGUUUUCCAUUGUUGCAUUUGAUUCCUUGAUACCAUUGCCAUACCCUGAAUAGCAUUGUCAUACCCUGGAUACCAUUGCCAUACCCUGGAUACCAUUUUCAUACCCAAGAUACCAUUUUCAUUCCCAGGAUUCCGUUGCCAUACCUUGGAUACCAUUGCCAUACCCUGAAUACCAUUACCAUACUAUGGAAACCAUUUUCAUACCCAGGAUACCAUUGCCAUACCUUGGAUACCAUUUUUGUACCCUGGAUACCAUUUCCAUACCCUGGAUACCAUGUUCAUUCCCAGGAUUCCAUUGCCAUACCUUGGAUACCAUUGCCAUACCCCGGGAUACCAUUACCAUACUAUGGAUUCCAUUUUCCUACCCAGGAUGCCAUUGCCAUACCUUGGAUACCACUGUUGUACCUUUGAUACCACUGUUGUACCUUUGAUACCAUUGCUGUACCCUGGAUUCCAUCGCUAUCUAGAUUCUGCUCUCUGGAUGGGAGUAUUUUUUAUGCUAUAGGGGAUGCAUUGCCCUUGGCAACUCUGGUUUCUUGAUUUUUAUGCAGAUUUCAUUCUUUAGAACAAGUACCUUUGUCAUCCUUGUGUGUCUGAAUGGCGGUCGCCUGCAAAUAGAUCAUCGAUAUAAACUACAUUUGAGCCAUGCCCUAAAGCGUCGAGAAGAUGCUGCUUGCCCUGGAAUACAUUUUUUCAUCAAAAACGCGGAUGUUUAAGACCAUUUUAUUCGCAACAUGUAAAGCGUAGAGCAGAAUGAUACUUUUAAAGCAAUUAUCUCGACUAUUUUCAGUUACAUUCAGAUCCGAGUCUUAGAUAGUUAAAUUCAGAUCCGAGUCCUAGAUAGCAGGAGAACAGUUACAAGCUCCCGUAUCUUAUGAUCUAAUUUCACUGCUUUUUACAAAGAUUCAUAUGGCAUUCAAACAUCGAUAAGAUGCUGUUAUGGAAAUUGCGUAUUCCAGUAAUAAAACCUCUGGCAAGCUGGUUAUCGUUUUAACAGCUUUUUCUUGGUGUCCACACUGGAUCGUGCGUUUUAAUCGCGACGGGUGUACCUUAUGUUACUUUCACUAUCGCGUGGUGACUGUUCCAAAAACACGACUGUGGAUGUCACAGAACUGUGAAAACUGUGCCACGGAAAAAUUAUCAGGAAAGGACACCUGUCUCUUGGAAUCUUACUAAGCUCGAUGUCCUAUUCUCUUUGGAGCACGAUGUCACUUGCUUAAACAGCGCUUGAAAUAUGACGUUGUCGUUUUAAAUUCUCAUUUGAAAACGACAGUGAUUCCUAUCGGGUAAUUUAAAGAUUAUAACCAAAAAAGUCGUUACCUUUUAAUCUGCCGAGUCUUAACUGUGAAAAAUAUUAUGCUUCCCUCAUAUAUAUCAAUGGUCAAUGUUCCUGAUUUGAAUUGAAGAAAAGAACACACCGACUUACUCACUUGCUCUCAAUCAAUCCCAGAUCAAACAUGACGUCAACAGCACGCGAGAGCGCGAAUCUACUCAUCCUUAUGUUGUGAUUAGAAAUCUCUUAUUUAUUUGGCUUCGCCAUAUUGUGAAGAUUUCAGAUUAUUCCCCAGUAAUUUUGUCCAUGUAACUUCUAAAGUUGUGCUGCAAUGGUUCGAAAUAUUCUGGUUCAAAAUAUCCCUAUGUAUAAAAUUUCGAAUAAUUUUUGCUAAUUUAUAGGACUCAUAUCCCAUUAAUUGGAAAUCAAGCGAAUUAAUGUCAGACGUGUUCCUCCGCUCUAGGAUGUUUUCAUUUAUCCUUCAUCUUGAUAAGCCGAGGGAAAGUCUCAUCUUGUCCCACCGCAAGGUGUGCCCAUUAGUCACACAAGCUGUUUUUAUCCCAAUGUUUCUAGACCAACUGUAAAAUAACGCCUCUGUGAUUUGUAAAAGUAAUGCAAAACUUUGUAAAUUUCCUGUAAUAAUAAGAUGUUCUUUUACCGCGAAACUUAUAUUUGUAAUCACUGACAUCUCUUUAAUAUGUGUUUUCUCUCCUUGUUAAUUUUAACUCGCUGCUUGAUGUGGUUUUCUAAGAAAUCUACGAUCUAUUUCCAAUACCUUGGAUCGACUUCCUUAAGUGCUUUAUUUAUCAACAGCUUGGGAUAGUUUGUUCAUUGUUCACGGCUCGUAAGCAGGGAUGUAGUUGUGAAAUUUUAACAAGGGGGGCUCUAUGAAAUUUCUAAUUUGUUCUUGUCAUGUAAUCAUUGAAGUUUGAAUAUGGUGAGGGUUGAUGUUUUUCCGAACAUUGUUUAAGCAGCCAGGUACAUUGAGGCGGAUGGGACCUUAUAGCAAGUGGGGGGACCAUGUAGCAAAUGUUUAUAUUGCUCAAGGGUUCAGUGAAAGCCACUGUGAUAAAUUUUGGGAUAUGGCAUUCCAUGAAUGGCAAGAAAUGCAUCUAAUAUAUUUAUGGCAUCGAUAAGGAAGAACUUUCUUUUCAAUAAUGAUGACCCAUUGGUUGGAUUUUGAAUUGAAACAUUUCCUCCCAUGUUAACAAAACAGAGGCGAUUUUAUCAGCCAAUGAACAGUGCAACUAAAAAUGUCAUGCAGAACUGUGAUUCAGUGGAAAGUAUUCAUAGUUUGCAGAUAUAGAAAAUCAAUUUCGAAAUAAAUACAGCUUUAAGAACGCCCGAGCCUAAAUUAUUAAUUAAAUUAAUUAGAGCACCCAGUGCUCUUAUUAAAAAGGUUGUAGUGCAUGAAAUAUUAAAACUAAACAAGACAAAUAAUAGCACCGGUUGUUGAUUCAGACAUUUCUUAAAAACCAACUGUCUAUACAAAACUGCAACUAAACGUACUCAGUAAGAAAUCAUUCACGAAUUUUCUAUCUGUAUAUAUCGAACUUUGUGUGCAUUUUCAUGCAUAUAAAGCUUGCACUGCCUUUAAAUCUUUCAGUUGUUUCUCUUUUCCUUUUCUGGUUUAGUUGUCAAUGGCUGACCAUUGGUGAAGUAAAGAUUCUUCACUUCUUCACAGCUUUCUUUGCAUUGUAUGAUUCUUGGCUGUACCCAAGCACAAACAAUGAGGAGGGCUGAGCCCCCCAUUUUUUUGAAGAUUAAAAAGGGGGAUUUCGGCCUUUCUGAGCCCCCCACCAUUGCAUCCCUGCUGGUACGUUUCUGGGAUGCUCUGUACAAAUUGAUCUGUCGCCAUUUCAAGCUGUCCCUUCAGCCACUCUGUUCACUGUACGCUUUUGUUUUCUCUUCUUUUUAGUGUAUAUUUUUUAACCAAUGAGUCAAAAUGCCGCCAAGUCUAGGCUUUUGAUGAGCUAAUUAAUGUAUCAUGACAUAUUUAAAUUCGUCGUGCAAGGGACAAUUUUUUAGAUCAAUGAUUGAUAUUUUUUUAAAUAACUAGUUUUCUGCUUGUCGAGACCGAGCCUCCAAUAUGCAUUUAAAAUUUAUGUCAGUUGAUUUCCGGGAAAGAAUCAUCAUUUGAAUAUUUUAGAGGUGUGUUUUUUGUCGUUAAAGGCUUUCUUUCAAAUAUAUACAAUGCUAUUGCUAGUGGAAUUUAGCUGAUUAGCCAUCAUUUGUAACUUCUAAAUCCGAAUCAUAAUGAGGGAAAUUUUGAGCUAAGAACCAAGUGACUUAUUUCUGUCAAACAGACAUUUUUCGGUUGUAUUUCGUCGUGUAUACUUUGAAGUAAGGGUCUUUUUCAUACAUUAAUUUCUUUCGUGAGAAGAUUGGAAUAUACUCUAGCCAGCUCAGCGAUUCAUUAAGAUUUUUCAAUGUUUCGGAUGAGCCUGGUCGUCGUUCCAUUUAGCAGUUUUAAAAUCAUAAACAUAAAACUGAAAAAUAACCGCUUUUUUGAGGACAGAUGGUAUUUGCUGUGUCAAUUAAAAUGAAUUUAAACCUGCCAUAAAGAACACAGAUGGAAUUUGCUGUGGUUCAAGAUGGGAGAUUGGCGAUCACAAUAGUUAGACAGGGGCGUAGCUAAUGGUGGGGGGAUAUGGGGAUGUCACACCCCCUAAUAUUUUCAAAAAGUUUUUAUUUCUCAAUAUACAACUUAAGAUCACUUAUGAUUAAAUAUAGAUAAUUAUAUUUUAUAUCUGUAUAUUAAUUUAGAUAAAAUAUAUUACAUCAAAUGUUUUGUGUUUUUAUUGAGGUCCUUAUUAGUUAAAUUUUCGGUAAAUUCAAAGAAAACGGGAAAUUCCGGGCAAAAUAUUUUGACACCCUUACCCCCCCUCCCGAAUAUUUGAGGUAUCAAUGCGCUCUUGAAGUUACAUGAUGUACAACGAUGGCAGUCAUGACGAUGAAAUAAGUCUGUAAAACACUAUACGUCUGAAGGAUUCUAUUCCGUGUAUUUUGGCCAAAUAUAGGGAUUCCAAGCCUACACAAUUUGCUGAAUUCGUUUCUUAUUACGUCAGAUCUCGCUAUGUUCAAGUGUGUUUCCUGAUACAAUUAAGAUUAUGAACAGUUUUUUGCGGCACAGAACUUGAAAAUGGCUUUGAAAAAGCAAGCAUUUUAUAACAAAUUGGCUAAAAGCUUUUUCGUCUUACACUUCUCACAGCAUAAAACGUCAGAAUAAGGGUCCGAAAGAACACGAUGAAAAAUAUAUAUCCAGUUGUGGAUCGAAAUAGGCCAAUCAGAAAAGCGUAAGCACAAGGCCAGUAUAGUUUUCCAAUCAAUGCAGCGUGCCAACUGCCUAAAAUAAAUACCACAGGAGUCUAAGAGAGAAAACGAACUUCUUCAGUUUUUUCUUUUGAAAAGAAAUAAAAUGAUUCCUUCCCUUUUUUAGAGGAUUUGGUCGAAAAGUCUUACACUGGAUUUCUUGCCAGUGUAUAUCGCAAGCCCACUUUUACCGGUCAGUACACACGCUGAAGUUCAUUUGGCCCAAAACAAAGUCAACCUUGUCAAAACUUUAGUACAUAGGGUAGUUAUGAUCUGCUCGAAAUCUAAACUGCACGCUGAACUGGAAAAACAUUAAGCAGGUCAUUAAUGUUGGCCGACCAAGACUUUGCAUUCAUGAGCAGAUCGAGAUUCAUUAAUGCCCAAAGCAGUCAACAAUCUUGGUGCCUCCUCCUUUUACCAAUGACCGAAGGCUAAGAAAAGGGGAACAUGAUAUCAGGUUUGUUGAUUUUUGUU